CGCGUCCUAGGAAAAAACCUCAAUUUCAUUCGGUUCCACGGAGCAGCGUAAAGCAAGGAGAGAGAGAGGAGAGAGAUGGCAGCAUUGAGAGCGGCGGUGUCUGGCCGUAUUGGUAUCACCAGACGCGUCUUCUCGACAUUUCCCUUCUCAUCUCCAGCUCCAGCUGCAACUCCUCAGCCCGCUGCCGAACCUUCCACCAAUCUCUUCGUUUCAGGGCUUAGCAAACGUACAACAUCAGAGGGUCUUAGAGAAGCCUUUUCGAAAUUUGGCCAAGUUGUCCAUGCUAGAGUUGUAACAGACCGGGUUUCAGGAUAUUCUAAAGGUUUCGGUUUUGUAAGAUAUGAAACCCUAGAAGACGCCGCCGAAGGUAUAAAGGGCAUGGAUGGAAAGUUCUUAGAUGGUUGGGUAAUUUUUGCGGAGUAUGCAAGACCCAGAUCGCCGCCGCCGCCGCCGCAGACCAACGGACCUUCUCCGUCGGGCUUUCCAUAACUCGAAUUAUUAUUUUCAGAGAUGUUGAACUGUACCGAUAUGAACAACUUAUGGGUUUGUGUUCUCAAUUUUGUCUUAAGAGAACUCUAUGAUUUGAAGAAUAGCCAUGAAAGAGAAUUCUCUUUCACACUCUGUGAAAACGGUUUGAUUAGUCAACGGAUGGGUAGGAAGGAGUUUUAACAUAAACAUUUAUUAUAUAAACAUUAUAGAACUUUGAAUUA
Messenger RNA from Magnolia sinica, 710 nucleotides. Its product is annotated as organelle RRM domain-containing protein 2, mitochondrial-like. The record is from RefSeq and is a predicted model, not a curated record. Lineage: Eukaryota; Viridiplantae; Streptophyta; Magnoliopsida; Magnoliales; Magnoliaceae. Gene Ontology annotation, cellular component: ribonucleoprotein complex. Gene Ontology annotation, molecular function: RNA binding. The transcript has 4 exons. Bases 76 to 489 code for a protein of 137 amino acids.